Molecule: messenger RNA, 954 nt
Organism: Oncorhynchus keta (chum salmon)
Lineage: Eukaryota; Metazoa; Chordata; Actinopteri; Salmoniformes; Salmonidae
Exons: 1
Coding region: 1-954 (317 amino acids)
Source: RefSeq, a predicted model, not a curated record
AUGUCCCCUUCCUCCCCCUUCCCUGGCCCCAACUCCCAUGGCCUCCUACACCCUUCUACCCUCCUACUCCCCCCCCACAUUCCCUGGCCUCCUACACCCUUCUACCCUCCUACUCCCCUGCCCCCCCCACAUUCCCUGGCCUCCUCCACCCUUCUACCCCCUCCUCCUCCCCUGGCCCCCUACUCCCCCCACAUUCCCUGGCCUCCUACACCCUCUACCCUCCCCCUCCCCUGGCCCCCUACUCCCCCACAUUCCCUGGCCUCCUACACCCUUCUACCCUCCCCCUCCCCUGGCCCCCUACUCCCCCACAUUCCCUGGCCUCCUACACCCUUCUACCCUCCUCCUCCCCUGGCCCCCUACUCCCCCACAUUCCCUGGCCUCCUACACCCUUCUACCCUCCUACCCCCUGCCCCCCCCAUUCCCUGGCCUUCUACACCCUUCUACCCUCCUCCUCCCCUGGCCCCCUACUCCCCACAUGCCCUGGCCUCCUACACCCUUCUACCCUCCCCUCCCCUGGCCCCCUACUCCCCCACAUUCCCUGGCCUCCUACACCCUUCUACCCUCCUCCUCCCCUGGCCCCCUACUCCCCCCACAUUCCCUGGCCUCCUACACCCUUCUACCCUCCUCCUCCCCUGGCCCCCUACUCCCCCACAUUCCCUGGCCUCCUACACCCUCCUACCCUCCUCCUCCCCUGGCCCCCUACUCCCCCCACAUUCCCUGGCCUCCUACACCCUUCUACCCUCCUCCUCCCCUGGCCCCCUACUCCCCCCACAUUCCCUGGCCUCCUACACCCUUCUACCCUCCUCCUCCCCUGGCCCCCUACUCCCCCCACAUUCCCUGGCCUCCUACACCCUCAUACCCUUCUACUCCCCUGGCCCCCUACUCCCCCCACAUUCCCUGGCCUCCUACACCCUCAUACCCUUCUACUCCCCAUACCCUGUGUCCCCUUUCUGA